UCACGAGUGUCGGCAGGAUUUCGGGUAAUAUUAAUUAAAAGAUACUUGAGAGUAAUAAGAUUGCUUGGUUUUACUGCUGAGUUGCAUUCGCGAUCGGCGCGUCUAUAGAAUACAUCUACCGCAUUCAUGCAUUCGUCGUCUCGUACGCGACGAUGUGAAAUUGCUUCCGCAUACACCAAAACUUCUAGUCGUUUUAUCAAAGUCGGUUAAAUUGCAUCGUGGUGAGAUUUAAUCACGCUUUUUACUCCUUCAAAAUGAAUUUCGCGUACGAAAAAACGUCGGCAAUGCAAAUCUAGUAUUGGGCGUGUCGUAGCGCGUUAAUAUGUGUAUGUCGCGAUUAGCUAUUACGAGAUGCAAUUGACGCCAAUAAUGAUUGCACGGUACUUACAAUAUGGCGAUAGUUAUUUUAUUUCGAAUUGGCUCGGUCAAAAAUGGCAAUAGAAUUGAUAGUGCCGCGUGAAAUGGUGUUGUUUACUUGCUCAAAGAGUGAGUCUGAUGAGUCAAAAUUUGUCGGUAGUGCGAAUUUAGUAUCGGGCGAUUAUCGUGGUACGUAAUAAAUGUGCGCAACCGUAAUUAAUGGUACUUUUACGCGAUGUGCGGUCGGGAGUCGCGUAAUAAAAUGUACCUACCGUGUUCACGUUGUGUUGAUCAAGAAUUGUGGUGAAAUCACACUGUAUUUUUCAUACAUUUUUUGCGCGUUAAAUCGCACAUAUAAAUGUGCAUCAGGAGAAUUGUGUAGUGUAAUGUGUGUGAUCGUAAUCAGUUGAUUUUUUUAAUUGUAUUUUUUUAUUGUAUCCGCGAGUGAGUGUUUUUCAAUAAAGUCGAAGCCAAGACAAAUUCAACACAACGACGGUGAUUCAACGACGGUUAUGGCAAUAUAGCAACUGGAAUUUUGAAAGAUAUGGCAGCUUGACAGUGCAGUGGGAAGAGCUGGAAGUAUCAACUACUGGUAAAUACAACGAUCGAUGUUUUGAGCAGUACCGCGCGGAAAGAUGAAGACUGCGGUCGGCUCGCUACUCUUUCUCCUCAUCAGCGGCGUCGUUUCCGUCGAGUGGAAACACAGCGCUGUCCUGGACAAUAAUUUCUUGGUGCUCUGGACGCCCGGCGAGCGGGACGUUACAUUCGAGAUCCAAGUGAAGACCCUCGGUUAUGUCGGGCUCGGUUUCACGAAGGACGACGGCCGCGGCGGGGCCGACAUGGUCAUCGGAUGGGUCGAUAACAACGGCCAAGUCCACCUUCAGGACCGGCACAUGAAGGACGCCAGCAGAGAUCCGGAGGUGGAUGCGAGCCAGGACUACCGGCUGUUACUGGGUUACGAGAACAAGACGCAUACGGUGCUCCGUUUCAGCAGACGAUACGACACAUGCGACCAGCGGGACCUGAAGAUCACGAAUGACACGAUGCAAGUAGUGUGGCAAUAUCACGUCGAGGAGCCGGUGUCAGCGGCCGGAGUCUUGCCCGAUCAUGGCGCAGUGCGAGGAUCGAGGCCAUUGUACUUGGUACAGAGGGACGCGCAGCCGAGACGAAACUCGCGUCAGAAUCAAGACAUGGAACCACCUCUGAAGAUCUGGGAUAUUUUAAAUAAGCAGGUUCGUUUACCCAUGGGGCAAGACACGCUGCUAUGGUGCCGUGUCCUGAAGAUGCCGAGCAUUAAUCACAAACACCACGUCGUGAAGUACGAACCAGUUAUUCAGCCGGGAAGCCACGAAUACCUGCACCACAUGACCCUGUACGAGUGCCGCGGAGAGCAAGCCCAAUUGGAAUCCGCGGCCCAAACGACGGGGAGUGUCUGUUACGACGAUUCUGAUAAACCCAGAUUCCAGUGCAACACGAUCGCAGCCACUUGGAGCCUUGGAUCUGAGGGCUUUAAUUAUCCGCCGGAGGCCGGAUACGCGCUCAAUCCGUACACGGGUCCGCGCUACUACAUGCUGGAGACCCACUACACGAACCCGCAGCUGGACGCCUUCAUCAGCGACAGCAGCGGCCUGCGUCUCCUCUACACCGACCGACUGCGCGCCCAUGACGCCGGCAUCCUCAGCGUCGGCAUCGACCCAAACUGGCGGCACAUAAUACCGCCGGGCCAGCCCGAGGUGGUCUCCGAGGGCCACUGCAUCGCCGAUUGCACCGGCCAGACGAUUCCGAACAGCGGCAUCAACAUGUUCGCCGUGAUCAUGCACACCCACCAGCUCGGCAGAAAGGUCCGCCUGCGGCAGAUCCGCGCCGGCGAAGAGCUACCGCCCAUCGCCGCCGACACCAACUACGAUCCCAAUUAUCAGGAAUAUCGGAAGCUUCAGAGACCGGUUAAGGUGUACCCGAGCGAUCACUUAGUCGCCGAAUGCACGUACUCGUCCGAAUCCCGGGGGGCCAUCACGCUCGGCGGCUUGGGAACGAGAGAAGAAACUUGCCUGGUGUCCGCUCUAUAUUAUCCUCGCAUUGAGUUAUCUCUUUGUUAUUCUUUACCGUCGCUACCGACUGUACUGCACAGCUUGGGAAUUCAGAAAUUAGUGCCGGGUUCCAGUCCGGUAAAGAUUCAGGAGCCGCAGAAUCUAGCGGACAUGACUUUGGAGGAACGAUUGGUGAGCUACGACUGGGAGACGAACUUCCAGAGUUUCCAGGAAGCCACUCGCAGCGGCACGUUCAAGCCGCUGUGCGGCGGCAGCAAGGGCGCCCUACCCGGCACGGACAAUCUCGAGGCGCACUAUCCGCGCAUCCUCAGGCCGUACGAGGAGACGACCGUGCCCUGCACGAAGAAGCCGCUGCGGAACAAGCUGUCGAUGAUGCUGAGCGAGGACGACGACAUCGGCGCGCCGGUCGAUCCCGACAGCGACGAGACGAACGCGGUCGAGCGAGGCCAGCUGGUGCGCAGCAAGGUGUCGCGCAGCAGCGACGCCGGACCCGCGGUCGGCAGCUCGUGUGGCCGCACGGUAUCGGCAGCGGUGAUCCUAGCUGCCGUCACCGUCGUCGCGGGCGCCGCGUUCAGGUGAACGUUGCCGCCGGUCGAUCGAUCGUUCGAGUACACUCGGAUCCAGGAUCACCCUGGUGGUCGUCCAUCGCGAUCGAACCCGCGGCGGAACGAGCAACAGCUGGAGCGUGCAUGCGUUCGCGUAAGUACAUGCCAAUCUCAGCGACGCGAAACUUAGACUUAGAUAGGUGUUAUCGUUCUCCGAUCGAGCGCGUCCGGGAUUCGCCGGAAGAUUCGAUUGGCGAUUUUUUUUUUCUUUGUUUUUUUCCCGCUGAGAGGUGUUUUUUUCCGACGCGGUUGACGGCUGGCGCGACCCUCCUCGUGUACCAUAUCGUGUUUUUAUUCGAUAAUAGAGAAUUUACGAUCUUCAUUAUUCCGAUACCGAAUAGUAAAAUGUUGGUGGAAUAGGAAAACGGUGGUGGAGUAAUUGAAACUGAUUAAGAAUGACGUGACGUGUUUAAUUUGAAAGUGGUGCAAGUUCGCUUUCGAGAGAAUCCCAUCGAAAUUGACGUACCGCAUCGCACUUUACAUUCGCGUUUCAUCGAACUCUUCACACAAUCUCCAUCUGAACGAGACCGAAUUUACAUAACUUUCAAAGUAAGCAGCUCAUAAAAACGCGCAUAUUGCGAAGAGUUCGCCAGCCCUCAGCCGAGAAUGUCGAAUUUCCGCGAAUGGGAAAGGACAAUUGCAAUCGGCAUUCAAUCGGUGUAGGUAAAACCUAUAUACAUACAUAUAUCAUAGAGACGUAGCGGAAAUUACCGGAUCCACGUUAUCUCGACUUAUAGGUGUUGAAAUAAAAUUAUGGUAAUUUUACGGUGGCGUCAUUGAAAAUAUCUCAUCCGCCGUACACGGCGCUCGGUUUUACCUGCAAGAGACGUUAACUUUCUCUUUCCCAGCUUUUCUUUCUUGUCACUAUAAAGCUGUGUAUCGGAAAAUGUUUAAAAAAAAAUUUAACUGAAAACAUAUUGAUCGUUAGAAACACAUUAAAAUAGUUAAAGACUCGAUCUAGAAAAGGCAGUCGCUAUUAUAUUUUUCCCGCACGUCAAGGCAAAUGAUUCUAUAAAUGUUGUAAGUGCUAUUGUUAGAACACUUUAUGAAAUAGCAAAUAAACGUACAGAGUAUUUUUGCUGCAAAUAUUUAGAUCAAAUUCGUUCCUACAUUUUUGUUUUUGGCACUUACAAGCUCUUUUUACGUCGAGUUUUUAAUAUGCCCUUGUCCUUAAUAAUAUUGAAUGUACGCGAUCUUCAAACUUGGGACAAUGCUAACCAAACAUUCAUCUGGACAAUUGAAAGUUGUGCAGGAACGAGAGAGCUAAUGACACUGCGCUGGGCGGAAGCGGAUGUGGAUGCGCGUUAAUUCCGCCCGCGGUGAAACCGAGCGCGCGAGAUCGGAUCUAUCGCGUCCUCGUUUCGCGAUCGGCUUUUCUCUUUCGCGACUUCCGCUCGCGCGCACCACUGUUAUGUAAUAGAGAGUUUUUGCGAUACGGUAUUUCGAACACGGUAAACGCGGAAGUCCCGCGUUCGAUGCGAAAUAGCUAUAAAUUGCCGUGACAAUUUUCACCUGAAAUUUGCAUUAUUAUUUAUACCCGGCACAUUUGCAUAUACCAUAUUCGAAACGCGCUAUUGCAGAAAAUCUGUAAUAUCCCGCACGCUCGUGCAGAACGAUCGUAGCGAGGUAUCUCUCGAAUACGAGCGCAUCGGCCAUGUCGUACGUGCGCUUCGGCACGUCGGAGUCAAAGGUGCGAGUCGACGGAAACGAAUAACGCGAGAGCUUCUCCGUUCUCUACGUACAAAUGCAUUCGCUGCCUACAAUACUUUGGCACAUAAUCAAAAGUUAAAAUAACUUAUCAAUUGUAUUAUAGAGAGGGGCCCACAAAAUCGCUCUGUAGCUAAUUAUUUUUGACAAAAAGUUUUGAAAAUUUACAAGGAAUACAAUAUUGUAUUCCAACAUAUUGGAAUUAUUUAAAGACCGUAGUUACAAUUGCAAGUAAAAUCUGACAAAAGUUGCUAUUGAAUAGUUUCGUUAUCGUAGAAAUGUUUGAAAUGUUAAUCUACGUGAUUCUUAAUAUUGUACGAAUUGUGAUAAUGAUUGAAAUCGGACGAACUCGUUCGAGGCGCAUGCAAUGAAUACGAAAAUGACACUGCGGGUGGCUGCACUAUCCAUUUACAGUUUAAGUUAAUUAGUUCGUCCCGCGAUCACACUGCCUGAUAAAGCUGCCAUUCAUCGUUGGCACCUAGUGUGAGUCAUUCUAUCAUCAUCCAUUUCGCGAUAGCUGCCUGGUGCUACCAGUACCAACUAAAGCCGCUUUUAAGUCGCAUUAAAAUGUAUCUAGUUCAUCUCAGUGAGCGGAGAAAGUAACAUUCGAUAAUUAAAGUAUUAAAAAUGCUGUUUGACCUUUUGUCGCACGGCUCUUUUCGUCGAUGGCCGAUGAUUCCAAACGAGAGAUAUCCUCGCAAGUUUCCGCGGUUCUGUCGACAGAGCGAAAUUACUUUCAAGCUUCUUUCGAGGUACUCGCGAGAAUUUAAUUGUUGGCUGUUUAUUUGCUGAUCGGAAGUCGCGCGCGCGCAGACAUAAUACACAAGAGACAUUGCAAUUUCUGCGAAAGUACAUUUCGCGGACUUUACUUCGCAAGGUGCGUCCCAAAGUUCCCAAAGUGCAGCGCUUUUAAGUUAAAUUUAAAAUAAAUUUAUAAAAUAUGACAAUGUAAAAUACGACAAAAAUAUCAAGGCUUUUGAUUAUUUUCUUAUGAAAGAGAAAACAUAAAGACAAAUCAAGUAUAAAUAUAAAGUAUAAAUAAAUAAUGUCGCGAGAUCGAUACUUUCAUCGCGGUGUUUUAAUUUAAAAUCUCAUUAAUUUUUUUUAUAUUAAGUAAAAAAAGUUAAUCCGUAAAAAUAAAAUUCUAAAAG
Molecule: messenger RNA, 5868 nt
Organism: Linepithema humile (Argentine ant)
Lineage: Eukaryota; Metazoa; Arthropoda; Insecta; Hymenoptera; Formicidae
Gene: olf413
Product: DBH like monooxygenase olf413
Biological process (GO): octopamine biosynthetic process; dopamine catabolic process; norepinephrine biosynthetic process
Cellular component (GO): secretory granule membrane
Molecular function (GO): copper ion binding; dopamine beta-monooxygenase activity
Source: RefSeq, a predicted model, not a curated record